AUGCGUUUCCCAUCUUCCCCAUAUGCGUUUCCCAUCUUCCCCAUAUGCGUUUCCCAUCUUCCCCAUAUGCGUUUCCCAUCUUCCCCAUAUGCGUUUCCCAUCUUCCCCAUAUGCGUUUCCCAUCUUCCCCAUAUGCGUUUCCCAUCUUCCCCAUAUGCGUUUCCCAUCUUCCCCAUAUGCGUUUCCCAUCUUCCCCAUAUGCGUUUCCCAUCUUCCCCAUAUGCGUUUCCCAUCUUCCCCAUAUGCGUUUCCCAUCUUCCCCAUAUGCGUUUCCCAUCUUCCCCAUAUGCGUUUCCCAUCUUCCCCAUAUGCGUUUCCCAUCUUCCCCAUAUGCGUUUCCCAUCUUCCCCAUAUGCGUUUCCCAUCUUCCCCAUAUGCGUUUCCCAUCUUCCCCAUAUGCGUUUCCCAUCUUCCCUACCAUCUCGCUCCCUCGCCCCAGGAGCCCACAUUCGCAGGGCUGGAUGUGAUGCGAGCCAAGAGAGAGUGCAUUACACAACCAAAACAAAUCCUUCCCCGCUCUUCCCUUCCCCUUUCCCUUCCCCCUUGCUUCCCCUCCCUUGCCUCUCUCCGUGUCCCUCCUCUUGCCCCUCCCUGCGUUUCUCCCCCCAGGGCCCCAUUGCAGCGGGGCUGGAUGUGAUGCGGGCCAAGAUGGAGGCGCACCAGACAGCCAUCAGCAAUGCUUUCCCCCCCUUUGACCCUUUCCUUUCUUCCUUACGUUGCCCUUCAUUGCCUCUCUCCAUCUUCCUCCCGCCCUCACCCCAGGGCCCCAUAGCAGCGGGGUUGGAUGUGAUGCGGGCCAAGAGAGAGGCGCACCAGACAGCCAUCAGCAAGCGGCGAGACAAGCUGGUGGCGGAGGGCCGUGAGGUGUGGGGCCAUGGUCUGGGGGACGAUGGGGAUGAGGAUGAUGAGCGGAGACGGUUUGAGACGGCGGUUUCUCUUUGCAAGUUCUGUGGACAUACUUCUUACUAUUCCCCUGCUGUCCCCUCUCAUACCUCUGCCUGCCGUUGCCUCUCAUGUCCCUGCCACCCUCUCUCAUGUCCCUGCCACCCUCUCUCAUGUCCCUGCCACCCUCUCUCAUGUCCCUGCCACCCUCUCUCAUGUCCCUGCCACCCUCUCUCAUGUCCCUGCCACCCUCUCUCAUGUCCCUGCCACCCUCUCUCAUGUCCCUGCCACCCUCUCUCAUGUCCCUGCCAUCAACCACAAUUUCUCUUCCUCUUCCUCCCCACUCCCCUCUCCCCUGCAGCUUCGAGGCAGAGGUUUGAGGCGGAGGUGCUGGAUCUGGCUCCUGAUGAUGGCGAAGGGGCCCAAAAGAGGAAAUCAGUGUUUCACUGGGAUAAGAAGAGCAAGAAGUACAUCAAGCUGAACCCCGGGGAGACCCUGGGUCCAUCGGGCAAGGUGCGCACGGAGAGCGGCACCAAGACGAGUGCUGGCAGCAAGGGCAUUUACAAGCGGUGGAAGGAGAAGACGCACAUGCGCGUGGGCGGCAGAGGGCCACGUGGCAGCGCUGGAUUGGACGCGGGCGAGGAUGCUGACGGCAUGUCGGGCAGAGGAGGGGCGGGUGGGCGAGUGAGGGAUGAGCUGCGCAGCGUGGAUGAGGUUAGGAAGAUGCGCCAAACAGCCAUUGCCAGAGGAGGCGGGGGGAGAGGAGGGGGUGGAGGGAGAGGGGGAGGUGGAGGGAGAGGAGGGGGUGGAGGAAGAGGAGGGGUUGGAGGAAGGGGUGGGAGUGGAGGGAGGGGAGGAAGGGGAGGGAGCAGAGGGAGGGGAGGGAGUGGAGGGAGGGGUGGAGGGAAGGGAAGGGGUGGAGGAAGGUCGAGUUCGAGUGGGAGAGGGGGAGGUAGAGGGGGCAAAGGCAAGAUGGGAAGGGGUGGGAAUCCUCACAUCUCUGGUCUUGGCAAGAUGGUGGUCCUAUCAGCUGCGAUCAUCAGCAAGACGGGAAAAGCAUUGGUGGCUCGACAAUUCGUAGACAUGGCUCGGAUUCGCAUCGAAGGGUUGCUUGCAGCUUUCCCUAAACUCAUUGGAAGCGGGAAGCAGCACACGUUCGUCGAGACCGAGAAUGUGCGAUAUGUGUAUCAAUCACUCGAAGGUCUCUAUUUACUGCUGGUCACGAACAAGCAAAGCAACAUCUUAGAAGAUCUCGAGACUCUUCGCCUACUAUCGAAGCUCGUACCUGAAUACUGUCCAGGAUUGGACGAGGAAUCCGUGUGUCACAUGGCCUUUGAGCUCAUAUUCGCGUUCGACGAGGUCAUUUCGCUGGGCCACAAGGAGAACGUGACUAUAGCGCAGGUGAAGCAGUACACGGAGAUGGAGAGCACGGCGGAGAAGCAGUACAAGGCGGACAUGCUGAGCAAGAUCAACGAGACCAAGGACCUCAUGAAGAAGAAGGCGCAGGAGAUCGAGAAGCUCCGGGCGGACAAGAGAGUCGAUCGUGGGGGGAUUUCAGGCGGGCUGGCGAGCAUGGGUCCGGGUGGGGGUGGUCAGAUGUCCAUAAACAAUGGCUUCCCGGAGAUGGGCAGGAUGGGAGGCGGUGGAGGGUUCGGAGCUCCCGUUUCAUCUGGUCCAGAACCAGGGCGGGCGGGCGGGAGUCUGGCGGCGCCGUCCAAGGGCAUGGGCAUGAAGCUGGGCAAGUCCACCAAGACAAACCAGUUCCUCGAGUCGCUCAAGGCGGAGGGCGAGAACAUCGUCGAGGACGUCAUGUCCGCCGCCGCCGGUCCCGGUCUCGCGGGCGCUGGUGCUGGCGGGCCAGCGGCGUUCGUGGCGACGGAUCCGAUCACGAUUCUGGUGGAGGAGAAGCUGGUGGCGGUGUGGAAGCGCGACGGCGGGCUGGAGAACAUGGAGGUGCAGGGCACCAUGGCGCUCACCGUGCUCAAGGAAGAAGAUGCCUUCAUCCGCAUCCAGAUCGACGGCGGGCAUGACAAGAGCUUCCAAUUCAAGACGCAUCCGAACAUUGACAAGGCGCUGUACGGCAGCCAGAACAUCCUGGGCCUCAAGGACCCCAACCGGCCCUUCCCCACCGGCAGCCCGCUGGGCAUCCUCAAGUGGCGCAUGCAGUCCAAGGACGAGACCGUCGUCCCCAUCAGCAUCAACUGCUGGCCGUCGGUGUCGGGUGCAGACACGUAUGUGAACAUAGAGUACGAGGCCACACAGGCAUUCGACCUGCGCCACGUGGUGGUUGAGAUCCCGCUGCCGGCGCUGCGUGAGGCGCCCACGCUCAAGGACUACGACGGCGAGCCCAGAUAUGAUUCAAGGAGAUCCGUGUUGGAGUGGUGCAUCGACCUCAUCGAUAACUCCAACCGCAAUGGGUCGAUGGAGUUUGUGGUGCCGGCCACCAACCCCGACCUCUUCUUCCCCAUUGAAGUGCGCUUCACGUCCGCCAAGACAUUCUGCGACGUCAAG
Messenger RNA from Closterium sp. Naga37s-1, 3393 nucleotides. NCBI's taxonomy places the organism in Eukaryota, Viridiplantae, Streptophyta, Zygnematophyceae, Desmidiales, Closteriaceae. The record is from the annotation of a GenBank genome assembly.